GUCUCAUGGUUGCUUAAAUUGAAUCUAUCUAAAGUUUGAUUGAGUCGAGUCUAGAUCCAGUUUAUGAGACCGACACGAAGCCGACGAAGAGGCUUCUAUUUAUAACUAAUAUUGUCUUCUUUCGAGUCCUCAGUUAUGUUAAUAUUAUUAAAAAAAAAAUCAUAUUUUCCUACGGUUGGCUGAUUGACUGGGCUUUGCAAUGGUGAUUAAGGAUUUCAACAAAUUGAGAGAGGAGGAAAACACCGAGAUGGAUCUAAACGAGGAAAACAAAGAGAAAAGUCAAAAGUCAAGUCUUUCUAUAUAAACUUUAACCAGGAAAACAAAAAGAGAAAGGAAAGGAUGUGUGGGAUAUUUGCGUAUUUGAAUUACAACGUCAAUAGGGAGAGGAGAUUUAUUCUCCAAACUCUCUUCAACGGAUUGAGGCGUCUUGAAUAUAGAGGAUAUGAUUCCGCCGGGGUUUCCAUUGAUCACAACCAACCUCUUGUUUUCCGUCAGGAAGGAAACAUCGAAUCCCUUGUCAAAUCUGUCUAUCAAGAGGCUGAUGCCAUGGGUUUAGAUCUGGAAGAAUCCUUUUGUGUCCAUGCUGGAAUAGCACACACCCGCUGGGCUACUCAUGGAGAGCCUGCUCCAAGGAAUAGCCAUCCACAAACAUCUGGUGAUGGAAAUGAAUUCCUUGUUGUUCACAAUGGCGUCAUAACUAAUUAUCAGGUGUUAAGGGAAACACUUAUUCGACAUGGGUUCACCUUUGAAUCUGAAACCGACACAGAAGUAAUACCAAAGCUUGCAAAAUUUGUCUUCGACAAAGCAAAUGAAGGAGAAGGUUCUCAUACUGUCACAUUUAGUGAAGUUGUGCUUGAAGUCAUGAGGCAUCUUGAAGGAGCCUAUGCCCUCAUUUUUAAGAGCCUACAUUAUCCAAAUGAGUUAAUUGCAUGCAAACGUGGAAGUCCAUUGCUCUUGGGUGUUAAAGAAUUAAAUGAAGAAUUUAACAGCGGACCAACAUUUCAUGAUUCUAAAUUCCUCUCAAAUAUUGACCAUCCAAAAGAGCUGUUUCUGUCCAGUGAUGCUCAUGCUAUUGUUGAGCACACAAAAAAGGUCUUGGUGAUUGAGGAUGGUGAAGUAGUUCAUCUUAAGGAUGGAAAUGUGUCAAUCCUGAAGUUUGACAAUGACAAGGGAAGACAUGGAGGUUCCCUUUCUAGACCUGCAUCAGUGCAACGUGCAUUAUCUGUUCUUGAGAUGGAAGUUGAACAAAUAAACAAAGGAAACUAUGAGCAUUACAUGCAGAAAGAAAUCCAUGAACAGCCUGAAUCUCUGAAAACCACCAUGAGGGGGAGGCUUAUACGUGGAGGCUCCUGCAAAGCCAAGACUGUUCUUUUAGGUGGACUCAAGGAUCACUUUAAAACAAUUAGAAGGAGUCGACGUAUUGUUUUCAUUGGUUGUGGUACAAGCUAUAAUGCUGCUCUAGCUGCUAGACCCAUCCUGGAAGAACUUUCUGGUGUCCCUGUCACUAUGGAAAUUGCAAGUGAUCUGUUGGAUCGUCAAGGUCCUAUAUACAGAGAAGAUACAGCAGUCUUUGUCAGCCAGUCUGGUGAAACUGCCGAUACAUUACAUGCGUUGGAAUAUGCUUUAGAAAAUGGUGCAUUGUGUGUAGGCAUAACAAACACUGUUGGCAGUGCAAUAGCUAGGCAUACACAUUGUGGUGUUCAUAUAAAUGCUGGCGCUGAAAUAGGCGUGGCAAGCACCAAGGCAUACACAAGUCAGAUAGUAGUGAUGGCCAUGUUAGCCCUAGCAAUCGGAGGUGAUUCAAUUACUAGUCAAACAAGAAGAGAGGCUAUAAUAGAUGGUCUAUUUGACUUGCCAAACAAGGUCAGGGAGGUCCUGAAGCUUGACCAGGAAAUGAAGGAUCUUGCAAAACUUUUGAUUGCAGAGCAGUCUCUUCUUGUGUUUGGGAGAGGAUACAACUAUGCAACGGCUUUGGAGGGUGCCUUAAAGGUUAAGGAAGUAGCGCUUAUGCACAGUGAAGGAAUGCUUGCUGGUGAAAUGAAACAUGGUCCUUUGGCAUUAGUUGAUGAGAAUCUUACUAUUAUUGUCAUUGCUACUCGCGAUUCCUGCUUCAGCAAGCAACAGUCAGUCAUUCAGCAACUUCAUGCCCGCAAAGGUCGCUUAAUAGUCAUGUGUUCAAAAGGUGAUGCUGUGUCGGCUUGCCCUGGAGGAUUUGGUAGAGUAAUUGAAGUUCCACAGGUUGAGGAUUGUCUUCAACCUGUAAUUAAUAUAGUUCCAUUGCAGUUACUGGCAUAUCAUCUGACUGUUCUAAGGGGUUACAAUGUUGACCAGCCACGCAAUCUGGCGAAGAGCGUGACGACACAGUAAAGGAGCGUUUCAGGGACAUCUCCUUCAAGUCGGGAAAGGAGGAGAGCUCUCAACCUGUUGUGAAAAG
This is a messenger RNA of Populus euphratica (Euphrates poplar), 2434 nucleotides long. It is a transcript of the gene GFAT, whose product is annotated as putative glucosamine-fructose-6-phosphate aminotransferase. Lineage: Eukaryota; Viridiplantae; Streptophyta; Magnoliopsida; Malpighiales; Salicaceae. Gene Ontology annotation, biological process: protein N-linked glycosylation; fructose 6-phosphate metabolic process; UDP-N-acetylglucosamine metabolic process. The coding region runs from base 340 to 2367 and encodes 675 amino acids. The transcript has 12 exons. The record is from RefSeq and is a predicted model, not a curated record. Gene Ontology annotation, molecular function: L-glutamine:D-fructose-6-phosphate transaminase (isomerizing) activity; carbohydrate derivative binding.